UCUUUCCUCCUUUUGUGCAACACCCCUUCCCUCCUACAGACCACCCAAAGCCCUAUAAAUAAUCCAAGGACUGUAUUUUUUCUCCAGAUUUCUCUUCAGACCUCAAAGGAAAAAUAUCAGGCAAAGGAAGGGAGAGAGGGAGAAGGGAAAGUGAGGAGGAGAGAGAGAGAGAGAGGAAAGAUGGCUAGUGAAUUCAAAAAGAAAGUGUUCUGGAGGGCAGUGGUGGCUGAGUUCCUUGCCAUGAGCCUUUUUAUUUUUAUUAGCAUUGGCUCAGCUCUGGGUUUUAACUUCCCAGUGGUGGGCAACAAAACAUCCACAAGGUCUCAGGACAACGUGAAGGUUUCGUUGGCUUUUGGGUUAUCCAUCGCUACCAUGGCACAGAGCGUGGGCCACAUCAGCGGUGCACACCUGAACCCAGCUGUCACCCUGGGCCUCCUGCUGAGCUGCCAGAUCAGCAUCUUCAAGGCGCUCAUGUACAUCAUUGCCCAGUGCCUGGGGGCAGUGGUGGCCACAGCUAUUCUGUCUGGAGUCACCUCCUCUCUCCCAGACAAUGCCCUGGGGCUCAACACGCUUUCAGAGGGAAUCAAUGCAGGACAAGGACUAGGUAUUGAAAUCAUUGCUACCUUCCAGCUGGUGUUGUGUGUCCUUGCCACCACAGACCGGAGAAGGAAUGAUGUCUCAGGAUCAGCACCUUUGGCCAUUGGUCUCUCCGUUGCCUUGGGACAUCUUCUUGCUAUUGAUUACACCGGUUGUGGAAUUAACCCAGCCAGAUCUUUUGGCUCAGCGCUGAUUGCCAACAACUUUGAAAAUCACUGGAUCUUUUGGGUUGGCCCAAUCAUUGGAGGAGCAAGCGCUGCCCUGAUUUAUGACUUCGUCCUGGCUCCCAGAAGCAGUGACCUGACCGACCGUGUGAAGGUGUGGACCAGUGGCCAAGUAGAAGAGUAUGAUCUGGAAGGAGAUGAUAUGAACUCCCGGGUUGAAAUGAAGCCAAAAUAAAGAAGGACAAGGGAAAAAAAAAAAAAAAAAAAAAAGCACAUUGGUUUCCGAAGAUUUUAUCAGUGUUAUAGACUCUUUGUAAACCAGAAAGCAGUACUUUGUUUUUUUAAUUCAAUAUGUUUUUCCAUUUUUUGCCCCCAAUCUUAAUAACAUUUUUAUAUCUGGGGUUUUUCAAUUAAAAAGUCUUCAGACCAAGAAGUCUUUAGACACUUUUGUGUGAGCUAAAUAAAUUGGGCUGAAAAUUAACCCCUUUCUUACCACCACCAAAUUUUCUGGUGUAUUUAACAUGAGUGGUUCUCCCAGCACAUCACUCAGUAAUGAUAAGUAGUCCAAAUGACCAGUGUGUUUGCUGAAAGAAUAGAUACUGGGGACAGAAAACCUUCUGUACCAAUAACAGGGGCCUUAUACUGGAAAAAGUAUUUAUACAAAUAUGUGAGGCUGGUAUCUAAUGCCAGCAGCACAUGUGAAAAACUAUGUCAAACCAUUGCCCGAACGCAUCUUUGGAAGCAAACGCCACUAACAAUGACUUGUUAUGUAGACUCAGCCAUGAUUUUCUAAAUGUUUGAUAAACUCUGAGAAAGAGCACCAGAAAGGUUAAGCAGGGCAAGAUCCUCCAGUCCCAGGACCCGUUUAGAUUUUCCUGUGCUUCAUUCUCCCUGAGCAUCCAGCUCAUUGUGCUGGGAGAGAACGUAUGACAAAAAAUGUAUAGAUACGUUAAUUACCAGGAAGUAAUAACUAGAGGUCAAAUUGAAGAGUAGUAAUAACAAUGGCAAGAACAACACAGUGCCAAUACCUAAACAGGAUCUGAUUGUUCCUGUGACUACUCUGCUUUUGUUCAUCUUAUAAAUUGAACCGUAUGUUUUAAAGCAAACCAAGGGGGGGGGGGGGGGGGGGGGGAGGGGAGGGAAGGUUCUUUUCUUCCUGACCCCAUUCUAAUAGCCACUGCUGUGACAUUCAGGGACAAUGAGUAGAUAUACACACAGUAUAUUUUCUAAUGAGGGACAAAUGCAUAACUGUGUGUAAGUCCAUUUUGGGGGUCAUUGCUUUGUUUUUAUAUAUAUAUAUAUAAAUGUUUAUAUAUAUGUUUUAUACAGAAAGCCUAGUAUACUGUUUUGUAAGAAAAUAAGACAAAUGGAAAGAAUUGCAGCAGUGCUUAGCAAAUAAGUGACACUGGAAACAUAAAGAAAAUUAACACUCUAAAUGAUGUGGAAGAAUAUUUUCUGUUUUCGUUUUUGUGUGUGUGCUACUUAUGAUUUCCUGAGUAACCCAAAGCAUUAGCUGGUCUUACCUACUAACUAUAGAAUAUAGUUAAAGCAGAUACAUGCUGAUAUACUUGUUCUGCACUAAACAGUUUUACAUAAGAAAUGAGGCCCAGAGGAACCUACACAAAAAGCUGUGCACUUUACCAUUCAAACACCCCAGGGGUAAUAUGAUGGAUGUCUCCCCUUGGAGAGACGGUGUGGACAUGGAAGUUGAGAGAGGGCUGAUAUGGGAAUCCGCAUAGGUUGGAUCAUUUCAUCAAGCUGAGCAGAUGCACAAUGAAAAAAAAAAAAAAAAAAAAAAAAAAGGAAAUUCACCAGCAAAAUAAAACAGAAUACAUUUUAUCUUUCUUGUCUACAUUUGGUGUGCUAUCACAUGUAUUGUCUAUGUACAUACAGCAUGAUUGAAUUUUGGGGUGGUUUAAAAAUAAAAUCAGUUGUGCUAACACAUGAAA
Molecule: messenger RNA, 2710 nt
Organism: Falco peregrinus (peregrine falcon)
Lineage: Eukaryota; Metazoa; Chordata; Aves; Falconiformes; Falconidae
Gene: AQP1
Product: aquaporin 1 (Colton blood group)
Exons: 4
Coding region: 181-996 (271 amino acids)
Biological process (GO): renal water transport; carbon dioxide transmembrane transport; hyperosmotic response
Cellular component (GO): membrane
Molecular function (GO): carbon dioxide transmembrane transporter activity; water channel activity; glycerol transmembrane transporter activity
Source: RefSeq, a predicted model, not a curated record